Molecule: messenger RNA, 2053 nt
Organism: Hevea brasiliensis (rubber tree)
Lineage: Eukaryota; Viridiplantae; Streptophyta; Magnoliopsida; Malpighiales; Euphorbiaceae
Product: cytochrome P450 714C2
Exons: 5
Coding region: 235-1782 (515 amino acids)
Molecular function (GO): iron ion binding; monooxygenase activity; oxidoreductase activity, acting on paired donors, with incorporation or reduction of molecular oxygen
Source: RefSeq, a predicted model, not a curated record
UACCUGUCCAGUAUGGAUGUCCAAUGUGUUUGAGUCUAAAGAUUAGACGAGGUACAGAAAAGAAUUUCAAAGUGAUAUGGUGAGAGUAUGUGAAAACUCCAAUCCUAGCACUCCAUAUAAGUUUUAGGCUCCUAGGCCCAAAUCUAAGAUUCAUUUCGCCUGCGUAAAUCUUUAGACAGGAAAGAAAGACAGAAAGAAAGAAAGAAAGAGCAAGAAGUUUUUGUCAGUUUGGCCAUGGAAGUUCAAUUUGAUACCAAGAUAUUGCUUACUGUUGUGGUUAUAGUGUUUCUUGGAGUGCUGGUGCGUCUUUAUAAUGGGUUGGUUGUGAAACCAAAGAGGCUUCGUUCCAUCCUGAAAAAGCAGGGCAUCAAUGGACCACCACCAACUUUUCUUCUUGGAAAUAUAAGAGAGAUCAAGAAGGUACAGUCCUCGGCUGUGAAAGCUCAUUCGUCCAAUGAUCCACCUCUAAUCCAUAACUGUGCUGCUCUUCUUUUUCCAUUUUUUGAGCUAUGGAGGAAGGAAUAUGGGCAAAUGUACGUAUUUUCGCUGGGGAACACACAAAUAUUAACUUUGAAUCAACCUGAAAUUGUGAAAGAGAUAACAACAUGUGUAUCCUUGGACUUGGGGAAACCUUCGUAUCAACAAAAAGAUCGUGGUCCUUUGCUUGGUCAGGGGAUUCUGACAUCAAAUGGGGCUUUCUGGUCCCAUCAGAGGAGGAUUCUUGCUCCAGAAUUGUACAUGGAAAAGGUCAAGGGAAUGGUUAACCUGAUAACUGAGUCUACCAUUACCUUGAUAAAUUCAUGGAAGAGUAUGAUUGAGACAGAUGGUGGAAUCGCAGACAUCAAAAUUGAUGAGGACCUGAGAAAUUUCUCUGCAGAUGUUAUCUCAAGAGCCUGUUUUGGAAGCAAUUAUUCCAGGGGAGAAAAAAUCUUCCAGAAACUAAGAAAUCUCCAGAAUGCUAUGUCCAAGAAAGUUCUAGCAACUGGGAUUCCUGGCAUGAGGUAUCUUCCUACGAAAAGCAAUCGAGAAGUAUGGGCAUUAGAGAAGGAUAUCCGUUAUUUGAUUCUGGAGGUAGUGAAGGAGAGACAAGAAGGUGCAUAUGAGAAGGACCUGUUGCAAAUGAUUCUUGAGAGUGCCAAAACUAGCAACCUGAACCGAGAAGCAACAGAUCAAUUCAUAGUUGAUAAUGCCAAGAACAUAUACUUGGCUGGUUUUGAGACUACAGCAGUUUCUGCCACAUGGUGCCUCAUGCUGCUGGCUGUAAAUCAAGAAUGGCAGGACCGUAUACGAGCAGAGGUUCUUGAAAUCUGUGGAGGUGGAAUGCCAGAUUCUGAUAUGAUUCGCAAGAUGAAACUGCUUAACAUGGUGAUUCAGGAAACACUGCGACUUUACUCACCAGUGCCUGUGGUGUCGAGGGAGGCCUUCAAGAACAUGAAAUUCGGCAACAUUAAUGUUCCCAAGGGAGUGAAUAUAUGGACCAUGGUGUUGCCAUUGCAUACACAUCCUGAAAUAUGGGGAUCAGAUUCUUACAAGUUCAACCCAGAAAGAUUUGCGAAUGGGAUUGCAGGUGCUUGCAAGUAUCCAUUCUUGUACAUGCCAUUCGGUGUCGGGCCUCGGGUAUGUCUUGGACAGAACUUGGCCAUGGUUGAACUCAAGAUAUUGAUAGCUCUGCUUUUGUCCAACUUCUCUUUCUCCAUCUCUCCCAAAUACAUCCACUCCCCUGCUCUUAGGCUGGUCAUUGAGCCAGAACACGGAGUCAAUCUCCUGGUCAAGAAGUUGUAGACACACCUGAGAUGGGUUCUUAUUUUUAUUGUUUUUAUUUUUUUUAUUACAUAUGUAGGGAGAGGGAAGAGUUGAACCUGGAUAUCUCAGGUUGAGAUGGAUUCUUUUUAAAGAUAGAUAUUAGCAUCAACAUCUUUGGGAAGCACAUGAGAUUUUUUAUUUCUAUGUAGUAGCUGGGGAGCUUUGUGGAAUAGGGACUCCCUGAUAGUAACUUAUUGGUAGUAUUUAUUGCCAAGCCAGAUAGCGAGAAACAGGAGAUAUUUCAUUCCUC